Messenger RNA from Condylostylus longicornis, 1515 nucleotides. RefSeq names its product probable cytochrome P450 303a1 (gene Cyp303a1). The coding region runs from base 1 to 1515 and encodes 504 amino acids. The transcript has 3 exons. Lineage: Eukaryota; Metazoa; Arthropoda; Insecta; Diptera; Dolichopodidae. The record is from RefSeq and is a predicted model, not a curated record. Gene Ontology annotation, molecular function: heme binding; iron ion binding; oxidoreductase activity, acting on paired donors, with incorporation or reduction of molecular oxygen.
AUGUUUUACGCCGUCAUAUUUUUCACCUUCUUAAUUUCAAUUUUUUUAUUUUUUGGAAUAAAGAAACCUAAAAACUUUCCGCCAGGACCCAAAUGGUAUCCCAUUUUUGGUAGUGCUUUACAAAUUUCACAACUUCGUUUAAAACAUGGUAUGUUAUGUAAAGCAAUUAAGGAAUUAAAUAACUUUCAUGACGCAAAUGGUGUUGUUGGUUUAAAAAUAGGACAAGAUAAGGUUGUAAUUGUUUAUACAUGUGAAGCGAUUAAAGAAAUGAUGACAAAUGAAGAAUUAGAUGGUCGUCCUGAUGGAAUUUUUUAUAAAUCAAGAACAUUUAAUAGUCGUAAAGGCAUAUUGGUAGUUGAUGAAGAUUUUUGGUUAGAGCAACGACGUUUUAUCGUUAGACAUUUGAAAGAUUUUGGAUUUUCCAGACGCAAUAUGGCUGAAAUGAUACAAAAUGAAGCGCAACACUUACUAGAGGAUUUAAACUCAAUGGUUAAACAACAAAAUCUAAAUAAAGAUGUGAAUGGCAACACAGCGAUUUUAUCAUUUCAAGAAUUUUUUCCUGUUUAUGUAUUAAACACAUUAUGGACUAUGAUUGCUGGAGUACGAUAUGAUCGUAAUCAUAAAGAAAUUAUGGAAUUAUUAAAAAUGUUUUAUGAAUUAUUUAAAACUAUUGAUAUGAUUGGUACUUUAUUUAGUCAUUUUCCUUUUUUGCGAUAUAUUGCACCUGAUUUCUCUGGUUAUUCAAAUUUUGUAGAAAAUCAUAGAAGAGUCUAUACAUUCUUUAGAAAAGAAGUAGAAAACCAUCGAAAAACUUUCAGUUUAAAUGACGAACCAAGAGAUUUAAUAGACAAAUAUUUACAAGUUCUAGCAUUACCGGAUCAUAAAUCAUCUUUUUCUGAGGAGCAAUUGUUAGCAGUGUGUUUAGAUAUGUUUUUAGCUGGUUCAGAAACUACAAACAAAAGUCUGGGUUUUGCUUUUCUGCAUAUGGUUCGAGAUCCGACCAUACAAAAAAAAGCUCAAGAUGAAAUUGAUUCUGUAAUAGGACGAGAACGUUUACCUACGUGGGAUGAUAGAGUGAAUUUACCAUAUUGCGAUGCUAUUGUACAUGAAGCUAUACGAUUUUUUAUGGGAUAUACAUUUGGCGUACCUCAUAGGGCCUUGGUGAACACACGCUUAAGUGGCUACAACAUACCAAAGAAUACUAUGGUAAUUGCUUGUUUUCAUGGAAUGUUAAUGGAUGAAGAUAAUUUUCCAAAUCCAACAAAAUUUUGGCCAGAUCGUUUUAUCAAAAAUAAUAAGCUUGUUAUCCCAGAUACAUUCGCGCCUUUUGGUUUGGGGAGACAUCGAUGUAUGGGAGAAGUAAUGGGAAAACAAAAUUUGUUUUUAUUCAUAACAACAUUAUUGCAAAAUUAUAAUUUUUUACCAUUAGAAGGUAAACCAUUACCAGAUGAUGAACCAGUUGAUGGCGCAACGGCUUCGGUAAAGUCAUAUAUAGCUAUGGCGAUCAAACGUUGA